GGGAGCAGCAGCAGCGGUAGCCCCGGCAGCCCACCGGCAGCCCACCGCCUCCGCUGCGGUUCUUACCCACCGCUCCUUUCCCAGCCUCUCCCCGCCCAGGGGCGGGUGUCCCGGGCCGGGCAGGCCAGCUUUCCCGCCGUGAGGGGAUAGCGGGGCGUCGCAGGGCAAAGCGCUGACCAUGACGGAGAGCCCGGCCCCGGCCCCGGCUCCGGUAGCCAAGCCCAAGCGGGCCAGGGCGGCACGGCGGCCGCCGGCCCACCCCACCUACUCGGACAUGAUCGCAGCGGCCAUCCGGGCCGAGAAGAGCCGUGGCGGCUCCUCCCGCCAGGCCAUCCAGAAGUACGUGAAGAGCCACUACAAGGUGGGCCAGCACGCCGACACCCAGAUCAAGCUCUCCAUUCGGCGCCUGCUCGCCGCCGGUGUCCUCAAGCGGACCAAAGGGGUCGGCGCCUCAGGCUCUUUCCGCCUGGCCAAGGCCGACAAGGCGAAGAAGUCCCCAGCCAAGAAGAGGAAGAAGGCGGCCAGGAAAUCCACAUCGCCCCGGAAAGCGGCUAGGCCCAGGAAAGCCAAGUCGCCGGCAAAGAAGCCCAAAUCUGCCGCCAGGAAGGCCACGAAGAAGUCGAGGGCCAGCCCGAAGAAAGCCAAGAAGCCAAAGACUGUUAAGGCCAAGUCGCUGAAGGCAUCCAAGCCCAAGAAGGCAAAGCGGUCGAAACCCAAAGUCAAGUCCAGCGCCCGGAAAUCACCCAAGAAGAAGUGAGAAGUCUAGAGGCGUUUCGGUACUCUGCCUGUUGGUUUCUGUAAAUAGCCUUUGCCUUUAUUUUUACCCCUUUCUAUUGUGUUUUAUAAGGAAUUGAUCUAUUCCUGUCUGGAAAUAGCUAGAACAAGGCAGUUAAUGAAAGAAAAAAAAGAACAUCCUUGGUACGGAGAGUUCCCAUUUUUAAGAGUUACUGGUCUGGGUUUUUAUUUUGACAUCUCAGAAAUUU
Messenger RNA from Gymnogyps californianus (California condor), 983 nucleotides. RefSeq names its product histone H5. Gene Ontology annotation, molecular function: double-stranded DNA binding; nucleosomal DNA binding; structural constituent of chromatin. The transcript has a single exon. Gene Ontology annotation, biological process: negative regulation of DNA recombination; nucleosome assembly; chromosome condensation. NCBI's taxonomy places the organism in Eukaryota, Metazoa, Chordata, Aves, Accipitriformes, Cathartidae. Bases 179 to 757 code for a protein of 192 amino acids. The record is from RefSeq and is a predicted model, not a curated record. Gene Ontology annotation, cellular component: nucleosome; nucleus.